Desarmillaria tabescens is the source of this 999-nucleotide messenger RNA. RefSeq names its product P-loop containing nucleoside triphosphate hydrolase protein. NCBI's taxonomy places the organism in Eukaryota, Fungi, Basidiomycota, Agaricomycetes, Agaricales, Physalacriaceae. The transcript is spliced from 7 exons. The record is from RefSeq and is a predicted model, not a curated record. Gene Ontology annotation, cellular component: Rad51B-Rad51C-Rad51D-XRCC2 complex; Rad51C-XRCC3 complex; replication fork. Gene Ontology annotation, molecular function: ATP binding; crossover junction DNA endonuclease activity; ATP-dependent DNA damage sensor activity. Gene Ontology annotation, biological process: meiotic DNA recombinase assembly; reciprocal meiotic recombination; DNA repair. Bases 1 to 999 code for a protein of 332 amino acids.
AUGAUACCCGUUUCGCUCUCGACUCUGCCAUUGCCUCCCUCAACGCUAUCAUCCUUGACGAAGGCUGGAUAUGAAACCCUGCAGGAUAUACAAGAAGUCUCUCCUGAGGAUUUAUCAGAAGAGCUUGGUAUACCUCUCCCAACAUCUCAAGCCCUGAUAUUUUCACAUAGAAAUGUCUUUAUUUCACUUGGAUCUACUCUCCCGAUGCAACCAGCCAACUUGUCUAGAAGUGAAACGAAGGCCAGGGUAUCUACCUUGUGUGCUCCUCUAGAUAGACUUCUAUCUGGGGGCGUUUCAAGGAGUUCUGUUCUAGAGAUAUCUGGUGCUCCCGGAACCCCGAAAGAAAUACUGGCGGUAAAAAUAGUUGCGUCAUUUGUCAAAGCUGGGGAACGCGUUCUAUUUCUUGGCGGGUGUCUCGUCUAUUCUCUUCCUUUUUUUCUGCUUUCUCAUGUACAAAUAGAGAUAUCAGAUAUACCGGCGAAUUUCUUGGAGUUAGUUUCCUAUAUGCCGAUGCACACGCUUUCUGAACUCAUGAAAUUCAUGUACAACCUUUCGUCCUAUUUACGAGUAAACGCAGACGUGGCUUUGCUCGUUGUCAACUCCAUUUCCUUUCCAUUUCAGACAUCUUCGACGUUGACUCUGCAAGCGAGAACCUCUCUUCUCAACCGUAUCAAAGAGACCUUCUCGAAGGCCUGCGCGACCAAUAACUUAACGAUCGUCGCCACUUCCCAGUUGGCUACGAAGUUACUGAAGUCAGAUGGAACUGCGGGAAACUUUGACACAGGAGCAAGGGGCAUCAUGGUUCCACAACUAGGUAUAGCCAGAUCAUCGUAUUUACCUCCUGGAAGGUCUUACCGCGUCAUAUUAUCACGCAAGACACGAAUGUCAGGGACUCUGCGACUGUUGUAUUCGCCCACGACUGUGCACCAGGACAACGGGCACCAUGUGCUCGAAGAACCAUAUGCAAUGGUAAAAAAUUUCCAAACCGACUUUAUGUAA